Aspergillus nidulans FGSC A4 is the source of this 1182-nucleotide messenger RNA. RefSeq names its product putative Yippee zinc-binding protein Moh1. The record is from RefSeq and is a predicted model, not a curated record. The transcript has 2 exons. Gene Ontology annotation, molecular function: zinc ion binding. Lineage: Eukaryota; Fungi; Ascomycota; Eurotiomycetes; Eurotiales; Aspergillaceae. Bases 459 to 791 code for a protein of 110 amino acids.
CCUAUUCAACUGUGAUCCAGCCCCUCGUACCCGUGACUUUAUCGGGCUGUCUUUUCUCCACUGUCCGCUCCUGCAGCCGACUCUCUGACUUUAAAUCAGCUCAUCAGCCUCAACAGUCAUCACGAAAUCACAAUCCUUAAAAACCUGACCUCUGCGAAUACCUGCUUAUCAUCCAUCAAGCUCUUUAAUUUCGCCCAUCAUCACGGGCUCAGUGAAGUCACUUAGUGUUGUCUCCGCAGCUAUCUCCUCCCCCGCCUGUAACUCCACUCACUUCCACCGCAAGGAACAUCCACGGCAGACGGUGCAUCUUAGCUGGAUCUCCAUACUCUUACCCUUUUCUCCAAACUGACACCGUCCGUAUUACCCGUAUAGCUCUUGUGCAGCUCACACUCCAGGAAACAUAAGGGUCUUUCCUGACCAGUAGCGCUCGGAAAGGCCGGCAGGAACAACAGAACAAGAUGGGUCUAUCUUAUAACGUUUACCUUACAUCUGCCAAAAUCUUCGGGUGCAAGCAAUGCAAAACGCAUUUGGCCGAUUAUGACGACAUCAUCAGUCGAAAUUUCCGGGGUCAGCAUGGCAAAGCGUACCUAUUCAAUAACGUUGUCAACAUCAACACGUCGGAUGCUGUGGAGCGUAGCAUGACCACCGGAAGACACAUCGUUCGCGACAUCUCAUGCAGGCAAUGCAAAGAAACGGUAGGAUGGAAGUACGACAAGGCGUACGAGAGCAGCGAGAAGUACAAAGAAGGGAAAUUCAUCUUGGAGGAGGAACUCCUGUGCGUGGUGUGCUAGGGACGGUCUUAGGCGUGGCCAUGCUCCAAGCAUAUCAGCAGGCACAUCAUCAGGGCAACGGGUUUCCUCCUGAGCACGGCUAGUACGGCUAUGCUUGCGGAAUGGACGUUACCAAGAGCAUCUUUUUGACAUGGCGCGGAGUGAAUGGCGUUAUCAGGGCGUUAUCGGUCUUCCGGUUUGGUUCAGAAUGGGAAUUUUGCCAUCUAUGCAGCACUACAGAUUUCACUGAGGCAAGGUUGAACCCCGGCGGUUAAAUUUGGAUGUCUUAUACAUUUUACGCAUGCUUAUCUUCAUAGCUUUUAGGCUUUGAGAGUCAGAUCUGUUGAUUCCUUUUGCUGUGGUUUUCGUCAGAUAGUUAGGCAGUUCAUCUCAAUCCAUUCACUUUUCCAAC